AUGUCUCUUCGUAUCACUCCCUCUACUCAACCAGACUCUACAAAUAAAAGUAUUGCAGAGACAGUCAAUUCUUUCGGCGUUCAUGAUACUUUCCGCUAUGGACCAAAAUCAAUUGCGACCGAUAUUUUGCCAAAGCAUCCAUUAGAGCAUAGACUCAAACAUUGGGAAGAAACUCAAACGAAUUUGAAGUUCACAUUAGAAAGAAGGAUUUACGGUAUCCAUGCUCCAGUUAGACAGCUCAUGGAACGUAGUAUUGUAUCAAGAGUUCAACGCGCACCAAUCUUACCUUCCUCUAAUUUAAGUUUGGAAGUUUUAAUGGGAAAGGAUGAAACAAUCGAUUUUGAAGAUUUCUUAAAUGUUCCGGAAUUGUCAACAGAUAUGAUGGAUAUGCAUGCAUCAAUGGAACAUAAGUUAGGAAUUAAAUUAUAA
This is a messenger RNA of Rhizophagus irregularis DAOM 181602=DAOM 197198, 429 nucleotides long. The record is from RefSeq and is a predicted model, not a curated record. Lineage: Eukaryota; Fungi; Glomeromycota; Glomeromycetes; Glomerales; Glomeraceae.